AUGACGCUCACGCCGCCGCCAAUUGACCACAUAGACUACCGAUAUCCACUGUAUAUCGGCGAAUGGACCAAGUCGCUCCCGUCUGUCGACAGCCAGUUUGCCACAGAUAACCUCGACGAACCACACCUGAAACGUCGGUUAACCAUACUCAAACACCAUCCCGAAAUCGAAAAGCUUUACGGAUACGAUUCAUGUACAGUAUUGAUCGCACUCGUUGCCGUAUUUGUUCAGCUGUCUGCAGCUUUUGUUUUUGGCCGGAUUCUCGUCGAUUGGCAUUGGACAAUGUACAUAUACGCCUAUGUGGUUGGAGGUUCGGCGUCGCAAUUACUAGGAACAAUAAUCCACGAGGCGGCUCAUGGACUGACCGCCAGGACGAUGUUUCAGAAUCGGAUAGUUGGGUUGAUUUCUAAUAUUGGUAUCCCGGUUCCUCUUGCAAUGUCGUUUCGUCGAUAUCACCUCGAGCAUCAUGUGAACUUGGGUAUAGUUGGAAUAGAUCCAGAUCUGCCAAUGGAAUGGGAGGCCAAGUUCAUUGGCGGUAAUGCGAUAAUGAAGUUUUUAUGGCUGAACAUAUAUCCCAUACUGUAUAUUGCACGUGGAAUUGCGAUACAAAAGUAUCCACCACAACUGUGGGAGUAUUUGAACAUAGCGUUUAAUAUUGUGGCCAAUGUGUUGAUAUAUGUCGCAUGCGGUAUGCGAGGGUUUGCCUAUUUGUGUCUAUCUGUAUGGUUUGGAUAUGGGUUACAUCCGGCUGCCGCACGUUUGAUACAAGAACAUUAUACUUUCGACGAUGGGCAAGAGACCUAUUCGUACUAUGGAAUUCUUAAUUAUUUAUUCAUGAAUAGCGGAUACCACAACGAACACCAUGACUUUACAAAGGUAAGCAAGCAAGACGAAGAGAGUAGGGGUUUUGCAUUGUUGUCAUUUGCGGUAGAUCUUGACGAUGCCAAUAAUGGGGAGAUCCCGUGGUCACGUCUUCCGGAAGUACGCAAGAUAGCAAACGAGUAUUAUGAAAAUAUGGCCUAUCACACUUCAUGGUUAAUGGUGCACUGGAACUUUAUCACGAAGACCCAAUUUGGGCCGCAAAGCCGCGUUAAAAGAACAGCUGUCAGUCAAAAACGGGGACGGAAACUCUUGGGCUUGUUGAAAGAGGCACUAAAUAAAGAGGGAAACCAACAGUCGAUGUGA
Paraglomus brasilianum is the source of this 1185-nucleotide messenger RNA. Lineage: Eukaryota; Fungi; Glomeromycota; Glomeromycetes; Paraglomerales; Paraglomeraceae. The record is from the annotation of a GenBank genome assembly.